Molecule: messenger RNA, 2138 nt
Organism: Erythranthe guttata (spotted monkey flower)
Lineage: Eukaryota; Viridiplantae; Streptophyta; Magnoliopsida; Lamiales; Phrymaceae
Source: RefSeq, a predicted model, not a curated record
UCCAGGGUGAGUUGGGGUGGCGUGUAGCAUUGAUGGCAAACUUUUGCUCUCAGACACGAAAACAGAAAAAACAGUACAAAAACUGCAAAGGGUUUUUACUCUGACCUGUGAACCUUCAAUCAACGCCUCUUCCCAUUCUCUCUCUCUCUCUCUCUCUCUCUCCUCUCUUCUCUCUCUCUCUCUUGUUACUCAGUCAGUUGUACCCACAUUCAAAGGAAUUGGAGUUGUCUGGAAAUUUUCAGAUUAAGGAUGAUUAUAUUUGUUUCAUCUUUUCCGGUGAAAUUGACGACGAAAUGCGACUAAUUUAACCAAAGGCGAAAAUAAGAUGGUUCGACGAGUGGUAGCACCUGAUUCGUGCGGGAAAAAUCGUGAGGCAUUUCGUGAAAAGCAGAAAGAAGUUUCACCGAUAGUCACUCGAUUCAUCAAAAUCAUGAUAGGCAAAGACCAUACAGAAGUUCUGUACUUGCCUCGGAAAUUUGCUCGAAAAGUUGUGCACUUGGCUAAUCAAGAAACUGAAAUCGAGGAUUCAAACGGGGAAAAAUGGCCCGUAACUUUUUCGUACUUCGAUGGUUCACUUUCGCUCCAUAAGGGGUGGAACAGGUUUUAUCAAGAACAUCGUAUGGAAAUGGGAGAUUUCGUCGUAUUCAACUACAAAGAGGGAAGCCACUUUGUUGUUCAAAUAUACGGGAGAAACGCCUUAGAGAGAAUCAACUUCAACAAAGUAAGGACACGAGAGAAUAAAAGGCCGAGGCCGGACCCACCAGCAUUCCCCCAAGAGGAGGAACCGCUUAGUGGACCGGAUUCUCGUAAACGGAAAACCGAUCCAGUGGAGAAGAAAAAUGCUGACGUGGCAGAUCUAACUUGCAUGAUUGAUCUAACUUGCAUGGUUGAUAGAGAUAACGUGCACUAUGAAAGAGAAGACAGGGGUUUUUUAUUCGAUUUAUCGAACUUCGAGAUGAAGAAAGAAGCGCUCGACCCAAACAAGAUUGUGGGUCCCGUUCAAAUGGAUGUUGAGAUUAACAAGUUGGACACGAAUGAAGAAUCUUCUCGUGCUGAAAUGGAUGUGAUUUGUGAGGGCGAUUUGGGAAACGGGUUCGGCGGAGAAAUAGCCCCGCGUGAUGCUGAAUUUACGGUGGAUGCCACUCCAAUCAAAGGCGAAGAAAUAGCCUCGUGUUAUGCUGAAUUUACGGUGGAUGCCACUCCAAUCAAAAGCGAAGACGUAGCCCCCUGUCAUGCUCAAAUUACGGCGGAUGCCACUCGAGUCGAUGUGCAUUCUGAUAAGUUUCUAGCGGAAUCUUCCGAUAAAAGUAACUCGUGCAAGAAUGCGAUCGACAAUAUUAUUUCCAGCUUCCGUGAUGUGUUGGAAAAGAGCGAAGUAUUUGCUGGGAAGGAAUAUGCUUCUCCAUUCGCCAGCUCAGCGCUCAAAGAUCUAUUUGGUAAAUGCGCAAUCAAGAAAGAGCUGGUAGAGGUGGAAGAUAUACCCGAUCGUUUUCUUGGAGUAUCUUGUGAUGCAGAAAAGGUGACCAGUGCUCCUCUAGUGGUAAAACCCGAGCCUGAUUUGCUAUACGAUGCAGUCCCGUUCGGUGCCAUCGGUCAAUUUUCAGCAGUCGUAAAAAGCCUAUCGUUCCUGGAGUUGCCGAUUCACAUUCCAUCACAUCCGACGAGGAGAGAGAGCGGGUACGGGAAAUUUGUACGGGUGAGAGAUCCAAUGGGAAGGCACUGGAUGAUUCUCAACCCGGCAAUAUUCUCUCUGAAAGCAUUGACCGGUAAUUGGACCGAAUUCUGCCUAGCAAACGGAAUCAAGCUGGGAGAUGAGUGCAGGUUCAACCCCAAAAUGAUGAUCUCUACACUUACAGGGUUGAUAUUGUUCGUAAUUAAUGGUGAAUUUUUACGCGGUUAAGAGUUGCUUUAUUGAAAAAAAAAAAAAAAACCGAACGAACUUGGAACGGUGGAAGUUUUUUUUUUUUUUUUUUUUUUUUUCUAGGUUUGUUGUUUUAAUUUUGCUGUUGUGAAUUUGAUGUUGUAGGAAUUUCAAGACUUGUAAGGCCGUGUUUGGAUUGUUGUUUUUUGGACUAAUGUGCACACCAUUGUUUGUUUUUACUUUCUGCCUAUAUUUGGUUACUUUGAUUGAUUGUUUA